Ceutorhynchus assimilis (cabbage seed weevil) is the source of this 482-nucleotide messenger RNA. Lineage: Eukaryota; Metazoa; Arthropoda; Insecta; Coleoptera; Curculionidae. The record is from the annotation of a GenBank genome assembly.
AGUUAUGCCGGUGCAGGUACUCAUUUGACGAUAGAAUACAGCCAGUGAUGUGCUGUAUUGUCUCCGAAGCACAUUAACAUUUCCUGCACUUAUCGUUUCAUGAUUCGGGAUCCUUCAUCACAUGCUUCCUAUAGUGGAUAGUUGGAAUAACCAUAUCUUGAAUGGCCAUAAAGAAACCUUCAGUUUCAGGAAAUAACUCUCUCCUGCAAUCAGUAAAGGCUUACCCAGGUGCGGACGUAUUUUCUGAUCAUAAUCCUCUUAUUGCUCAGUUUCAACUACAACUGAAAAAGAUGCAAACCAGUCACAAAAUCGAUAAACUAAACAUAGAGAUGCUUAAAUCAGAAGAAAUCAGAGAUAAACUCAAACAAGAAAUCAAUGAAAAUUUAGAAAGAAAUGUCUCCGAAUCUCAACAAAAUAAAGAAAACCCAGAACAACAAUGGCAACUCAUUAAAACAUCACUUUUAGGACCCAGGAAAAAAUAA